Cyprinodon tularosa is the source of this 2472-nucleotide messenger RNA. It is a transcript of the gene plcxd3, whose product is annotated as phosphatidylinositol-specific phospholipase C, X domain containing 3. NCBI's taxonomy places the organism in Eukaryota, Metazoa, Chordata, Actinopteri, Cyprinodontiformes, Cyprinodontidae. Gene Ontology annotation, molecular function: phosphoric diester hydrolase activity. Gene Ontology annotation, cellular component: synapse. Gene Ontology annotation, biological process: lipid metabolic process. The record is from RefSeq and is a predicted model, not a curated record. The transcript is spliced from 6 exons. The coding region runs from base 108 to 1082 and encodes 324 amino acids.
GUGCUUUGUGAGUGUGUAGAGAGGGAGAGAGGGAAAGACAGAGCGCGCGCACUCCAGGUUGGCGCAGGCACCGGUCCUGGAGAACUGAACGCCUUGGAGCUGGCAGCAUGGCUUCAUCUCACGGAAGAAGCGACCUGCGCUUCGCAGACUGGAUGGCAAGUUUACCGCAGAGCAUGCACACCGUCCCGCUUGCCAACAUGGCAAUCCCCGGUUCUCACGAUUCCUUCAGCUUUUACAUUGAUGAAGCAUCUCCAGUGGGCCCAGAGCAGCCAGAGACGGUGCAGAACUUUGUGUCUGUUUUCGGUACAGUAGCCAAGAAGCUAAUGAGAAAAUGGUUGGCCACACAAACUAUGAAUUUCACUUGCCAGCUGGAGGCUGGGAUCCGUUUCUUUGACCUGCGCAUCUCAACCAAGCCCCGUGACCCUGACAACGAGCUCUACUUCGCCCACGGGCUCUUCAGCGCCACGGUACGGGAAGGUUUGGAGCAGAUCAGCAGUUUCCUGUCAGCUCAUGCCAAAGAGGUUGUUUUCCUGGACUUCAACCACUUCUACGGUGUACAGAACCUACAUCAUGAAAAGCUAGUGACCAUGCUUAAAGAAGUGUUUGGAGAGAAACUCUGCCCAGUGAUUUUUGCUCAAGAGGUGACCCUGAAAUAUCUUUGGGAGAAGGAGUACCAGGUGCUUGUCUUCUAUCACCACCCCAUGGCCCUAGAGGUGCCCUUCCUCUGGCCUGGCCAGAUGAUGCCUGCUCCGUGGGCAAACACCACUGACCCAGAAAAGCUGGUUCAGUUUCUCCAGGCAUCUGUAACUGACCGCAGGAGGAAGGGGACAUUCUUUGUCUCCCAGGUGGUGUUAACACCGAAGGCAAGCACUGUGAUGAAGGGAAUGGCCAGCGGACUGAGGGAGACGAUAACAGAAAGGGCAUUACCAGGCAUGAUGCAGUGGAUAAGAUCACAAAGACCUGGUGAAAACGGCAUCAACAUUAUAACAGCAGAUUUUGUUGAGCUUGGAGAAUUCAUCAGCGCUGUCAUCAGCCUUAAUUAUCAUCAUCUGAACGAAGACGAGGACGAUGAUGCAACCUGAGAGGCCACAGUAGGGCAUUGGAGAGUGCAGCCGGCACCACCAAAUAAGGGGUGGUUGGGUCUGUGCUCUAAUCCUAUACUCUUUGGCAUUUAUUUCAGGAGGAAAGUGACAUUUCGGCUCCUUUCUCUUUAUUUAGGGCUAUAGUGAACUGAGAGAUCAGGGAGGGCGAAGAAGAGACCAAGCUUAGGCUGGUAAACAUUUCACAAAUGUUUGGUUGGAGCACUUAGAGAAUGAGGUUUAUUUGUUUCCUGUUUUUGGGAUCAAGGUUUUUUUUUUAUUUUUCAGAAUUGAUGGUUAUUUUACUUACUCCCUUAGCUGUAAAACUAUCAGCUUUUUCCACAAAUGUACCAUUUUCAGGCAUACCACUCUAUCAAACACAUGUGUCUUAAGGCCACAUUGACCCUCCAAUAGCUUGACUUUUACAUCAGUCUUGAUAUUCUAGUAACAGUUUUGCCAGAGGGUGUUUAAAAUAAAUGUUUAACUGAAGUCAUUGGCUCGUAAAUUGUAGCUAGCUCUUGUAUGUCCUGUAAAGAAGAUCAGUCCAAGUGCAGUCUUCUUUUUUUGUGUUUUAAACAUUAUGCAUCUUCUUAGAUAUAUCUGCAGGUGUUUUUCAAAACCUCCUCCUGAUGUCUGAAUGCGUGUGUUUAAAAUGUGUUGUGCCAGUGGGUAUAUUCAUUAUACCAACAAAAAAGAUUUCCAUGUUUGUCCCCCAGCAGUAAUCUUUCAUUUAAGUUUUUGCUCAGUAAUGGGAUCGGAAGCUGUGGAUUGAUCGACUGAUUAAAACCCUAGAAUCGCUCAUUUAUAACCACACAGGAAGAGAGAUUUAGAGUGCAUCUUGGCUAACUGGAGAAAAGCAUUAACACUGUUAGUACACACACAUUUUUUCCGUCUGCACUCCACAAUAAUUACCCCAUUUCCAUGACAAGCAUCUAUUCACUCUGUUAGAAAUGGACUAAAUGCACCCAUGCUGCCAUUUUUAAUGGUUAAGCAUCAAACUGUUCCUUCUAUACAUGGUGGAUCUUAAGAUGUGAUAGCAAAGUGUAAAAAAUACAUAUUUUGAUACGUGAGUACGCCCACAUAUCCAGCUUUUCUUUGCUGCUAGCUUGCCUUUUUGUGUGUUUGUGGUUACUGCCAUACAGCAGUAUAUGUGAGUCACCAUGAGAUGUGUAUUUUAUAAUAAAGGGUGACAAAACACCAAGCAGUCACUUAGCAACUUAAGUCAUUAAAUUGCAUACAUUAUAGAUUAAGCAUUUUAAAUUUGAUCACAAUAAGCUGAAUCUACACCUGGCCCCUUUAUGAAUUUUAAGUCAUAAUUUGUUACUUGGUUAAAAUUAAUAGAGUCAAUGCCAUGUAAACACAUGAAAACAUGGUAGCUAUGAAGUUCCAUUAA